This is a messenger RNA of Alligator mississippiensis (American alligator), 3617 nucleotides long. It is a transcript of the gene TMEM64, whose product is annotated as transmembrane protein 64. The transcript is spliced from 3 exons. Bases 212 to 1276 code for a protein of 354 amino acids. Lineage: Eukaryota; Metazoa; Chordata; Crocodylia; Alligatoridae. The record is from RefSeq and is a predicted model, not a curated record.
GAGGCGCCCUCGAGCUGCGGCGGGGAGGCCGCGGGUCCGCCCCUCUCCUCCUCCUCCGGCGGCGCCGGCUGUGCCACAUCGGCAGCGCCAUGGAGCCGCGCAGCCGCCCGCCAGGCCCGCCGACGCCGCGAGCCCCAGGCCGCCGCGCAACCGCGCCCGCCUCGCAGCGCCGCAGCCCCCGGCGGCCGGGCAUGGCGCGGCGCUGAGCGCGAUGUGGAGCGCGGGCGCCGCCGCGCUGCAGCUGCUGUCCCGGGCCGCGAGGCAGGCGGCGGCGGCGCAGGGCGCGCGGCAGGAGCCGGGCCGCUGGCUGCCGCGGCCCGGCGGCGGGGAGGCGGCGGCGGCGCUGGGGCUGGAGCUGGAGCCGGAGCCGGAGCCGCAGGCGCUGCCGCCCGGCGAGCUGCUGCUGUGCGCGCUGCCCGAGGCGGGCGGCGACGGGCCCGGGGCCAGGACGUGGCGCUGCUCGUGCUGCCUGCUGGGCACCUGCUGGUGCAAGAGCUGCGUGAGCGCCUGCGUGCUGGCGGCGCUGGGCUUCGCCUCGCUGGCCCUGCUGCGCCAGUCGCUGCGGGACCUCCUGCUGUGGGCCGAGAGCCUGGACGGCCUGGCCGGCGCGCUGCUCUUCACCCUGGGCUUCAUCCUCGUCUCCUUCCCGUGCGGCUGGGGCUACAUCCUGCUCAACGUGGCGGCCGGCUACCUGUAUGGCUUCGUGCUGGGCAUGGGGCUCAUGGUGCUGGGUGUGCUGGUGGGCACCUGUGUGGCCCACGUGGCCUGCAAGCGGCUGCUGGCCCGCUGGGUGCAGGCGCGCAUCCAGGGCAGCGAGCGGCUCGGUGCCGUCAUCCGUGUGGUGGAGGGAGGCAGCGGGCUCAAGGUGGUGGCCCUGGCCAGGCUCACGCCCAUCCCUUUCGGGCUGCAGAACGCCGUCUUCUCGAUUACAGAUCUGUCAUUGCCCAACUAUCUGAUGGCUUCUUCAGUUGGACUGCUUCCUACUCAACUCCUAAAUUCCUACUUGGGUACUACCUUACGUACCAUGGAGGAUGUGAUUGCAGAACAAAGUGUUAGUGGCUAUUUUAUAUUUAGUUUACAGAUUGUUAUAAGCAUAGGCCUCAUGUUUUAUGUUGUUCACCGAGCUCAAGUGGAAUUGAAUGCAGCAAUUGUAGCCUGUGAGAUGGAGAUGAAGACCUCUCUUGUUAAAGGCAGUCAACCAAACAUCAGUGGUUCCACAACGUUCUGCAACAAGAGGACAGUAGCAUUUUCUGGGAAUGGGGUCAAUAUUGUGUGAUUUAAAGUAUUAAUAAAGUAAGGUUUUGUGAACCUAAGCUAUUGCCUAGAAAUGUCUAUGGACAAAAAGUAGAUUAAAAACAUUUCUAAAUGGUUACAGAUUGUACUGUGGCACAGCUCAACUGACCAGUUCUUAAAUUGCACAAGGGGGUGAUUCCUAGCAAGGAACAAGAGAUUAAGUAACUUUAAAUGCAAAUUUGGCUGCACCUUUUGUCAUGGCCUGUAGGCUGCACUUUAGGUUUUGUUUUGUGUUUUGCUCCUAUAAACUGAGACAAAUAAUCAGAGGUAAAUAUUUUUUCUGUUUAGCACUAUUUAUAAGGCUGAAUAAUUAUAUACAGUAGAACUUUAUUACUGAUAAGGAUGAAUGAGGAAGAAGUAUGCAGUUCAGUAUACAAUACUCUUGAAUGUGCUUUGCUUUGGAAAUAUUUCCAGAAAUGAUAUAGUGUAUUAUUUUGCUAAUUAUGGGACCAUUUGGCUUCCCUUCCAUUUUUUUAGUUUAAAAAAGAGGACCCUAUAUAAAUUUUUGGUUGAAUGUAUUUUUGUAAAUCAUUGAAAUGUUGCAGAGCCAUUCGUACAUAUUCACACAAGCUUAAAUCCUACAUUGUGGGACUGAAGUGCUCUUAAAUAACAUGUUAAAGUUACACGUAUAAUAUGCAAAGUAAAAGGGAAACUAUAGAAGAUGUAAUAGAUUGUGGUGAAUAGCACUACUUGAGGGAGAAUUCAUGUAUUAACUGUUGUAUUGGCUUACCAACCCUUACAGAUGUGCAACAAAAAGGGCUGUUCCAUGGCAAUCCUAUUUAUGAAUAUUUUUAAAGAUUUAUUUUAGGAAUGGAUUAUGUGUUCACAUUCCACGAUUCACAUAAUAAGGCACUCAACUGAAAGUCAAAUCUCUCACUUAAACAAGUGUUGGGAAAUGAGCAGUAUGGGUCUUACACUAAGGUGGCCUUUAUUUUUAUUUUUUUUAUAGCUGUGAAGAUCCUUUCUUUUUUUCCUUUUUAAACAGCUUUAAAAAUUAACCUAAAUCCAGUUGAUAUGUUUUUUGGUUUUCCUUCAAGUUUCACAUUUUAAGGUUUAAACUAGUGUGUAUUUAACUGCCAGGAAAAAUGAAAUUUGAAGAAAAAACUCAAAUUAAUGGAAGAGGACAACACUGUUUGUGGGACUUAGGGGAACUCUAAAAACUGUACUCGAAUUAUUGGACAGUAGUCCUUUUAUGAGUGCUGUGGAUUGUUCCUCAGUGUGUUAGAUGGACUGGAUAACCUGAUAAUGCUUGUGUGUGUAGGUACAUUGCUUUUUUGCUGUAUGCAUAUUUGUAUGUGUGAGUUUCAUACUGUAGAUAUGCAUAUAAACACUCCUCAACUGUCUCAAUCAGCUACAUGGUAACUGACACAAAAAUAGUUUUAGUUCAUUUCAAAAAUAUAUUUGUAAUUAUUUUGUUCUGGACUGCAAAAAACGUUUAUGAUCUUUUAAAGAUUUUUGUGUUAGAAUCUAACGGGUUACGAGAGUGACUCCUUUUUGUAAGGCUGUUCUUAGGAUCCAUGCUUUUUUGCCUGUGCUAGCUGUAGAAAUCAAGAACCUUCGAAGUAGUCAGGAAGCAAAGAUUUGAUAGCUUUUUAACAAUCUUAUAGUGAGGAUGUAUCAUAUUUAUAUGACUUGAAACCCUUCUCCAUUUGCCAGUAAUUGCAAGUCAAAUUACUAUCUUUAAAUAUGUAAGCAUCCUUUGUUAGACCCCUCUUCUUGGGUCUUGUGACCUCAGGAGCGGAACUAGCAAAAUGAAAUAGUGAAGUUCAGAAUGUCUUUUAAAGAGACAAUCGGCAUGUACGUGGAGGUGUGGGUUUGCACAUCUCAGCCUCCAACAAUUGCGUUCCUUUUUGGUACGAAAACGGAGAGAACUGGGUUACUUUUUGGUGGUGUUUGUCAUCAGAUGAUGGUUGAUCCCUUUACUAACUAAACUUUUUUUUCAGUGAAUAAUCCCAGUUAAAGAACUGAUGUGAACUUUGCUCUUUUUUGGCUGAACCAACAAAGAUGUAUUUGGGGAGGGGUGGGGGGUGGGGAUGUCUUUGUUUGUUUAACUAACUAAAACUAGUAUUGAUUGUUCAGACACAUUUCCCAAAUAUGUAUUUUGAAGUGCUUUUUAUUUCCAUAACAUUUUGUAACCAGAGUAACUUCACUAUGUGAACACUUUUUGUAGUAUGGAAUUAGUUCUUACAAUUUUUUGCAUUUUGGUUGAUACUUGUAAUACUUGUGUACAGGUUAAUGGGGAAAUAUGCAUUAAGAAGAACUUUUUCUGUAUCAUGCCAAUCAUAAUUUUAUACAAUAAAUUCACUCAAUUUCUUUAAAGAAAA